Molecule: messenger RNA, 1167 nt
Organism: Pieris macdunnoughi
Lineage: Eukaryota; Metazoa; Arthropoda; Insecta; Lepidoptera; Pieridae
Source: the annotation of a GenBank genome assembly
AUGGCUUCAUCAGUGCAGAAUAAUAGGGUUUCUCCUUCUGGCUAUUGUGCAUGUUGUCGAACGUGCAAUAUGUGGUGCUGGAGGGCAUUAAAAUGGCUUCCAGUACUGUUGAUAGUUUCUAUUGUGACUUGGUCGUAUUAUGCAUACGUUCUCCAGUUAUGCAUUUUUACCAUUGAGAGUACAGUGCAACAAUGUGUCUAUCUCGUGAUUUACCACAUUUUAUUUAUAAUGUUCGCUUGGUCGUAUUGGCGAACAAUUUUCGCUAACAUCAAGUCAAUUCCUGAUAAGUAUAAGUUACCUGAAGAGGAAUUAGAAAAGUUGUUAAGUGCAGACACAGAAGAAGGACAGCGUACAGUUUUGGAGAAUUAUGCUAAAGAUCUUCCAAUAGUCACUAGAACAAUGUCAGGGUCAGUGCGGUAUUGCAACCGUUGUGUUCUUGUGAAGCCGGACCGGGCCCACCACUGCAGUAUAUGUGCUAGAUGUGUACUAAAGAUGGAUCACCAUUGUCCAUGGGUGAACAAUUGUGUCUGUUUCCACAACUACAAGUUCUUCAUGCUAUUCCUUGGAUAUGCGUUGCUGUAUUGUAUAUUCAUUAUGUCAACAUGUUUGCCAUAUUUCAUCAGGUUUUGGAAGAUGUAUCAGGAAUACAAGCAUGCUCACUGCGAUCGUUUUAUUGAAAACGGUUCAUAUACUAAACAAUGCAUGGAUAUUCUUAAUGGUGAUUUCGGUGCAGCUGGAAGCUCGGGUCGUUACCACAUAGUGUUCGCAUUCUUUGUGGCUCUCAUGUUUGCGGUAUCCCUUGGUUCGCUCUUCGGCUACCAUUGCUAUCUUGUAUCUCAUAAUAGGACUACGUUAGAAGCGUUCCGUGCUCCAAUGUUCCGUGGUGGCGCCGACAAGAACGGAUUCUCGAUUGGGGCCUUCAAAAAUUUCAAAGAGGUGUUUGGCAACAGUCCAAACCUCUGGUUCCUGCCUGUGUUUACGAGCCUGGGUGACGGCUGCGAAUACCCGGUGCGCCGCGAGCACCAGCUACAAACUUUCACGACUGCGCCGGACGGGCUCGGGUACGAAUCUAUGGGCACCACGCGCUCAAGCGUGGCAGUGGCACACGAAACUGAGAGAUGGAGACUUUGUCCCCGAAGGGGGCGGACCGUCCCGCAAAUAGUAUAA